CUAAGUCUUAGAGCACUUCCACCAACUUUUAUUUUCUCUUCAUUUUAAAGAACCUUUACAACAAAACACUUAACUUUCUCUCCAAUGGUGGAAAGAAGAAACUCCAAGAAACCAACCCAAUUGGGUAACAAAGAAGAUCAAAACCCUAGAAAUUUCUACUCUCGCUUCAUCUUCAAAGCCCUAAUCCUCGCCGUGUUCUGCUCCAUCGUCCCUGUCUUCCUCUCCCAGACACCAGAGCUCGCUAACCAAACCAGACUCCUCGAGCUUCUCCACCUUAUCUUCGUGGGCAUCGCCGUCUCCUACGGCCUCUUCAGUCGCCGGAACUACGACGGUGGCGGAUCAAGCAAUAACAACGAUCAUAACAAUACCUAUGUUCCUAAGCUUCUUGAAGUAUCCUCUGUUUUUAACGUGGGUAAUCAUGAGAGUGAAUCUGAACCGUCCGAUGAUUCCUCCAGCGACAACAACCGUAAAUUUCAGAAAUUUCAGACAUGGAGGAACAAGUACCAGAUGAAAACUCCCGAGGUUGUUCUUUCUAGAGACAACGAGACUAGGUUCGUUGAUCGUGUUAGUUCAGUGGUUAGAGAAAAGCCUCUGCUCUUGCCUGUUCGUAGCUUCAACUACUCUCGUGUCUCUGAUCACUCCACAUGGGAGAAAGUUAGAUCCAAGAGAGAGCUACUCAAGAGUCUCGGUGAUGAUGAUGAUGAUGAUAACGGUGAUGUCCUUCCUUCUCCAAUCCCAUGGAGGUCCCGAUCAUCGUCAUCUUCAACGGAGGUUGAAUCUCAGCCGUUGAUCAAGAAUCCAGCGAAUCUGACUUCAUCUUCUUCCUCUUCUUCUCCGCGUUUACCUAAGCUCACAACUGAGCAGGGAGCGAAACCGGUUGAAGACAAAGUGAGGAAGCAGGAGAUUCGCCCUUCACCGUCACCUCCUUCUCCUCCGCCUCCGCCGCCUUUACCGGCGUUUUACAACUCGAGAAAGGAUCAUUCUCCCGGAGUUUACAGAGAAUCAGUUCAGAAGAAGAAGUUUUCCGGCGGCGAGUUUUAUCCUCCGCCGCCUCCGCCACCACCACCUCCGAUAGACUACUAUAAGUCGCCUAAAGUAAGCAGCGAACGGAGAAAAUAUUCCGACCGUUCUGCGAAAAGAAACUCUUCUAAGAAGGUGUGGUGGUCUGAUCCAGUCGUGGACUCCAAGGAACAUAGGGUUAUUAAAGAAGACACUGAGAAGAAUGAUUUCUUGGGAAGCAAGGCAGCUGAAGAAUCGGAGGAUGCAGAGCAUGGAAGAAGAGAAGCUGAAGUCCACGGAGUUGAUGAUCACAGCGAGAUGGAGGAAAAGAAGAUAGAAGAGGAAGAGGGAGUUUGUGGGAACACCAGUGACGUGGACAAGAAGGCUGAUGAGUUCAUUGCAAAGUUCAGAGAACAAAUUAGGUUACAAAGAAUUGAAUCCAUCAAGAGGUCUACUAUUAAGAUCUCUGCAAAUUCUUCUAAGUAGAAUGUAUUAAAUAUUUGAAUAAUAACAGGAAGGUUGUUAAAGAUGUUUGUGUUAUUAUAUAUUCAGGCAGAAAUAUAGGAAUUGGAACUGAGAUUUAUGUGAAUUAAUACCCAC
Molecule: messenger RNA, 1599 nt
Organism: Eruca vesicaria subsp. sativa (arugula)
Lineage: Eukaryota; Viridiplantae; Streptophyta; Magnoliopsida; Brassicales; Brassicaceae
Source: the annotation of a GenBank genome assembly